Messenger RNA from Thalassophryne amazonica, 1410 nucleotides. RefSeq names its product homeobox protein Hox-C3a-like. Lineage: Eukaryota; Metazoa; Chordata; Actinopteri; Batrachoidiformes; Batrachoididae. The coding region runs from base 212 to 850 and encodes 212 amino acids. The transcript has 3 exons. Gene Ontology annotation, biological process: regulation of transcription by RNA polymerase II. Gene Ontology annotation, molecular function: DNA-binding transcription factor activity, RNA polymerase II-specific; RNA polymerase II cis-regulatory region sequence-specific DNA binding. Gene Ontology annotation, cellular component: nucleus. The record is from RefSeq and is a predicted model, not a curated record.
AAGCAGGCUGCUCGUUUGAAGAAAUAUCGCAGACGCGUCUCGGUGCGUCCCAAGUUGCCAGAGGAUCGCUUUCCAACUCCAGCGCGUCCUGAUUGGAGGAGAGCCACACGUGACUACGGCACCCUUCUGGCUGAACCCAGAUGAGCAGUUUGAACCUCCGCUGGACCCUCUGGUUCAGUGCCAUGCCAAGGACAAGCUGGACAUCAAGAGCAUGAGCUGCAGUCAACUCACCAUCUGCCACUCUGGAUUCAUUUUCCCCUGGAUGAAUCCACGGACAACUGACUCACAACAAUCUGCUGUGUCAGUUGGCGGCGGUGGCGCGGAUACUCUCCUGGGCCAAGAUGGAGGUGGGCAUGGCGUUGUCAAGAGGGAGAGGAGGACGGCGUUCACUACCAGUCAGCUGCUGGAAUUGGAGAAGGAGUUCUACUUCAGCCCUUACCUGUGUCGACCUCGGAGGCUUGAGAUGGCCGCGGCGCUCAACCUCACCGAUCGCCAGGUGAAGAUCUGGUUCCAGAACCGCAGGAUGAGGUACAAGAAGAAACACACAAAUAAAAAUGUGGAUGAACGUCCACACUGGGACCCUUGCAACUUAUUUCCCAACCACCUGAUGAUCCCCAGUGCACAUGUCAGGACUUCCGUCUCAUCUUUAGAUCUUGACCUCACGGAUUGCUGUAGAAUGCCUACCUCCCCCUUUGAUUCUCAUAGCAGGUUUGGCUGCAGCCAGUAUAUUGAUGUUAACCCAGAGGACCUGUCCAAUCUAAACUGCAUAAGUCCAUCUGUUGCAAAGAGUCCAGCCUCAUCCUUUCCUGGCAUAGAUAGCCAUCCUACUGGCAUUUCAAAGUGGCCCUGAGGCCCAAUAAUGACCAUCCCUCCUGUGCUGAUCAAAUACUCAAUGAUACAUCUACUUAUGAAAAAGUGGAGCAUGCCUGAUUAGCAUCCUUGGGUUGAAAUCCCCUCAGCGUAGCCUUUCACCAUUUAUAGGACAUUUUAAUUAAAGUAUAUGAACACAUCAUAAUUAAAGCAUAACUGGAUUGAUGUAAUUUGUUUCAUAGGGAUGCUGCAGGUCUUAUUAUAUGUGCACAGCAUGCGCAAAAUGUUUGAGCAAUUAAAUAUCUUUUUGCUGUAAAUUAGUGGUUGUUGCAUUUGUAUUGUGCAUGUUUAAUUAAUGUGAUGCCGAGUUUUCUAUUUCUUCUUUUGUGAGAUAACAGAUAAGUGGCUUAUAUUUUAUACAUCACAUUAGGCCUUUUUUUUUAUUACACACUGUAAAUAGCAGGUCAUUUGUGUGAAAUGUUUAACUGUGAAUUAAAUGAUGAUAUAUUUUUUAUUAAAUCCCUGAAAAGAUGUUGACAAACUUUGAUAAACUGGGAUGUCUUGACUCAUACUGUUACAUGUUUAAUAAAUGCAUUUGGG